Passer domesticus (house sparrow) is the source of this 944-nucleotide messenger RNA. RefSeq names its product calpain small subunit 1 (gene CAPNS1). The coding region runs from base 19 to 792 and encodes 257 amino acids. Gene Ontology annotation, cellular component: calpain complex. The transcript is spliced from 10 exons. The record is from RefSeq and is a predicted model, not a curated record. Gene Ontology annotation, molecular function: calcium ion binding. Lineage: Eukaryota; Metazoa; Chordata; Aves; Passeriformes; Passeridae.
GUUCCCCCAGUGCCCGCCAUGUUCCUGGUGAAGGGGCUGCUGGGGGGCGGCGGCGGGGGGGGAGGGGCGGGGGGGCUCCCGGGGGGGCUCCCGGGGGGCAUCGGCUCCGUGCUGGGGGGGCUGCUGAGCGGGGGAGGGGGCGGCGGCGCCGGGGGGGCCAUGGGGGUCCUGGGGGGCGUCAUCAGCGCCAUCAGUGAAGCCGCCGCCCACUACAACCCCGAGCCCCCCCCCCCCCGUGCCCACAUCUCCACGGUGGAUGCCAACGAGAGCGAGGAGGUUCGGCAGUUCCGGCGCCUCUUCACCCAGCUGGCCGGGGAGGACAUGGAGGUGAGCCCCACCGAGCUCAUGAACAUCCUCAACAGGGUCGUCACCCGCCAUCCCGACCUGAAGACGGACGGCUUCGGGCUGGACACCUGCCGCAGCAUGGUGGCCGUCAUGGACAGCGACACCACCGGGAAAUUGGGGUUUGAGGAGUUCAAGUACCUCUGGAACAACAUCAAGAAGUGGCAGUGUGUGUACAAACAAUUCGACACCGACCGCUCGGGGACCAUCGGGCCCCAGGAGCUGCCGGGGGCGUUUGAGGCCGCAGGGUUCCGGCUGCCCCCCCCGCUCUGGGCGGUUUUGGGGCGUCGCUACGGGGACGAGGGGGGGAACCUCGACUUCGACAACUUCAUCAGCUGCCUCGUGCGCCUGGACGCCAUGUUCCGUGCCUUCAAGUCCCUGGACCGGGACGGGUCGGGGCAGAUCCGCGUCAGCCUGCAGGAGUGGCUGCAGCUCACCAUGUACUCCUGAGGGGACCCCCCAGGACCUUCCAGGACCCCCCAGGACACCCCAAAACCUCCUCGGACACUCCAGGACCCCCCAAAACCUCCCUGGACCCUCCAGCUGCACCCCUGGCUUCCACAAUCUGCACCCCCUCCCCAAAUAAAAACCCCCCAGCCUCA